AAGAGCUAACAGAGAGGAAGGAAGCUGGGAUAACGUCACGAUAAGGAGAAUCUAAGUGAAACGGACCGAAUCGUAUUUAACCAUCGCAGGAUCUCGCGCCUGUCAUUUGACGUGCGCUCGAAGUGAAGGAUCGUUUCCAGAUCAGACAGAUGAAGAUGUUUUCGCCAAGUUCUCUGGCGUGAAAAAACAAAACCAAAAAAAAAAAAACCCCACCGUCGGUCGGAAGAGGAAACGGCAGCACGACGAGCAACGUUUCCCCGGGUCCAGGAGGCGCAGAGGAGCGGGGAGAUGGGCUACUGGUAGUCUCGCUCUGCCUACGGUGAUCGUUAAUAACGGGCUUGGACCGUUUACCGGAACAGCGGCGUGUUCGUGACACACGGACCGAAGUGGAUCGCCGGAAUAUCUCCUCCGCAUUUCCUCCUAAUGAAUUGAAAGGGCGUGGAAGGACGCGUUCUGACAUCUUGUUUCCCGUUUUAACGCCAGAGAGACAAUAAGCCAGCGAACCGUCGGAAGCAUUAACAGGCCCGGGACAACUCCAAAAUGAGCGAGUUGGAGCAGCUUCGUCAAGAGGCCGAACAACUUAGGAACCAGAUAAGAGAUGCCAGGAAGGCAUGUGGGGAUUCUACUCUGACCCAGAUAACUGCAGGUCUGGAUCCCGUAGGGCGGAUUCAGAUGCGUACCAGACGCACCCUCCGUGGCCACCUUGCUAAGAUUUAUGCCAUGCACUGGGGAUCAGACUCAAGACUUCUAGUCAGCGCCUCUCAAGAUGGGAAGCUGAUCAUCUGGGACAGUUACACCACUAACAAGAUGCACGCCAUCCCCCUGCGUUCCUCCUGGGUGAUGACCUGUGCAUACGCCCCCUCUGGAAACUAUGUGGCCUGCGGAGGUCUCGACAACAUCUGCUCUAUCUACUGUCUGAAGACCCGCGAGGGUAACGUCAGGGUCAGCAGAGAACUACCUGGCCACACAGGUUACCUGUCCUGUUGCCGUUUCAUCGAUGACAAUCAAAUCAUCACCAGUUCAGGAGACACGACGUGUGCAUUAUGGGACAUCGAGACGAGUCAGCAGACCACGGUGUUCUCGGGCCACAGUGGCGAUGUCAUGAGCCUGUCGCUGUCCCCUGACUCCCGCACCUUUGUGUCGGGAGCCUGUGACGCCUCGGUCAAGCUGUGGGACAUCAGGGACAGCAUGUGCCGGCAGACCUUCACAGGCCACGAGUCCGACAUCAACGCCGUGUGUUUCUUUCCGAAUGGCAGCGCCUUCGCCACAGGCUCUGAUGACGCCACCUGCAGGCUGUUUGAUCUGCGUGCUGACCAGGAGCUCAGCAACUACUCCCAUGACAACAUCAUCUGUGGCAUCACGUCUGUGGCUUUCUCCCGCUCUGGACGCCUGUUACUGGCCGGCUAUGACGACUUCAACUGCAACAUCUGGGACGCCAUGAAAGGAGAUCGGCCAGGAGUUCUCGCUGGCCAUGACAAUCGCGUGAGCUGUUUAGGUGUGACAGACGAUGGUAUGGCAGUGUCCACUGGGUCCUGGGAUAGCUUCCUUAAGAUUUGGAACUGACGAGUUUUGUGAGCCACUGGCAAAAACAAGACACAUCACGGACAGACUCACAACCACACCCGCUAUUUAUACUUUGGGACACCUAGUUUGCACACUGUAUUCACACUGUACAUAAGAUAUACACAUAUGAACUAAAGUAUUGUAUUGUACAUAACAUACGAGACGAGAAGUAGGUGAGUUGGUCAUGCUUCACAUUAAGUGCAUGUAAUAAGUGUCAGUUAAUAAGUAAUAAAGCCCUUAUAAGUCCUAAGACAAUGUUGUUAACAUUAUGUGUUGACUGCUGGGAUAGGCUCCAGCAUCCCCACGACCUUGAGCAGGAUAAGUGGUUUGGAUAAUGGAUGGAUGGAUGAUGUGUUAAUAAGACUAUAAUAAGCAUUAGUCAGAAGGUAAUAAGGCCCUUAUAAAUCCUAACUUUUACAUGUUGUGGAUCCUCAAAAUUCUUUUAAUCAUGAGGGUCCUGACAUGCUACCUGCAAAGCUUUAUGCAGAUUGGAUUUACAACCUAAGAUGAGUCUGAAAAGCAACUUUUGCAUAUUUUGCAGGCGCUACCUAGUGGCCAAAACGUGUUUAUGAUGCCGUUAUUAACACUUACAUUGUCUUAACGCAUAAUAACGUUCAUAAACAUUGUAUAAGGACUUAUGGGCCUUGUUACCUACUACCUGACACUUAUGACACGCACCUAAUGUAAAGCGUUACCGGUGAGUUUACACAAAGAAAAAACAGUGUACCUGGGAAACACAUCCACGCCCUCCCGACCCACAGCUGAUGUACAUGCACCACGAGCAGGCUGCCGUCCCCUGCACAGCCAUCCGUUCCAUUCAAAUCGUGACCCAACAGAGUAGGAUCUAGAGCUGUUCAGACGAAAAACACGACGACGCCAGCCGACACACAACCCGGACACACUUUAACACCAGUACACUCUUAUUCUCACACACGCUACACGCCUUUCUGAAAGACGCCUCUCCAUAUAGUCACACAUGUAGUCACACAUGUCACACAUGUAGUCACACACAUAGUCACACAUGUAGUCACACACGUAUCCACAGGGGAAAAACACUUUUGGACAACUUUGUCUUUGUCCAUGGUAAAUCCCAGAAUGCAUUUCAGACUAACUGUAUGUGUUAGACUUGAAUCUCAGUGUCAGAGGAACGGAGUGAGCGAGGCAGAGGGAGGAUGAGGGAGGGGGAGAGGGAACACGCUGACGUUGAAAGAUGACUGCAGGAUGGACUGAUAAUGAUCGUCUGAGGAAAACAUCGCUGUUUUCUACAGGGCGAAAAAAAAAAAACCUUCACAAGGACUUAUUGUUUUUAUAAAUGUGUACACCCACAUAUAGGUUUUGAUUUUAAAGUAUUUGUUCUGUUGAUUUUUUUAUGCUAAAUUUGUUCAUGUUUUUUCCUGUGUGCCUCAGAUACACUUUAAAGAUGAUUAAUGAAGAAUAACGAUGACGUUAAAUUAAUGGACUUAAUGAGAUGCGUGACAAAACAGUACAUGAAGACACGUCUUAAACAAGCCGGGGCCAAUAUUCAUACUUUGACUUUGUCAAUAUAUCAACUCUGAUGGUAUAGUUACUGUACAUAUAUUAAUAAAUAUACAAUGCCUCUCGUGCCAAUUUUUGUUUUAUUUUUCUUUAAGUAUUUGUUUUUACAAGACAACAUUUUGUGACUGUGAAACGCUGACUUUCCACACACUGACACGAGCUUCACGAGUCCAUUUUAACACACUAUGACUGGUUUGUGGCGGCACGGUGGUGCAGUGGUUAGCACCGUUGCCUCACAGCAAGAAGGUCCUGGGUUCAAGCCCCGGGGUAGUCCAACCUUGGGGGGGUCGUCCGGGUUGUCCUGUGUGUGGAGUUUGCAUGUU
Lampris incognitus (smalleye Pacific opah) is the source of this 3422-nucleotide messenger RNA. It is a transcript of the gene gnb2, whose product is annotated as guanine nucleotide binding protein (G protein), beta polypeptide 2. Lineage: Eukaryota; Metazoa; Chordata; Actinopteri; Lampriformes; Lampridae. Gene Ontology annotation, biological process: G protein-coupled receptor signaling pathway. Gene Ontology annotation, molecular function: protein binding; signaling receptor complex adaptor activity. Gene Ontology annotation, cellular component: cytoplasm; heterotrimeric G-protein complex. The transcript has 10 exons. Bases 541 to 1563 code for a protein of 340 amino acids. The record is from RefSeq and is a predicted model, not a curated record.